AUGGGCAGCAACAUCGCCAGCACCGCCGUCAAACCGACAUCUCUCAUUAAUCUCCAGCUAGGAUGGCCUUCACCCCGUCUCUUUGCCGCAAGCGGUCUCCUCGAGGGGGCCAACCAGGUCCUCAGUUCAGACACUGAGACAGCCGCUGCGCUCGUCUACGGUCCUCACGUCGGACAUCCCCCUCUCCGCAAAAGCGUGGCAGAAUGGCUCUCCUCGGUCUACGGGACGCCAGCUGAUCUCGACAGAAUAAGCAUCAGCAACGGCGCCUCGGGCAAUCUGGCCAACGUUCUGUUGAAAUUCACCGAUCCGCUCUACACGCGGAAGAUCUUCAUGGUUGAGCCGACAUACUUCCUCGCGUGUCCUAUCUUUGAAGACAAUGGGUUCCAGGGCAAGCUGAAAGGUGUCCCUGAGGACAAUGAGGAAGGUCUCGACAUUGCUUUUCUUCGCCGGGAGCUGGAAGUUGCAGAGGCACAAGCAUUGGAAAAGGCGAACGUCUCUGGAGAACUAGAUGCCCCGACGAUCAAGACUGGCAAGACAUAUCCAAGAAUCUACAAAUACGUCAUCUACCUCGUCCCGACCUUUUCCAACCCCAGCGCAAAGACUCUUUCUCUGCAGAUGCGGAGGGAUCUUGUCAGCCUUGCUCGCGAGUACGACGCUCUUGUAAUUUCAGACGAUGUCUACGACUUUCUGAGCUGGCCUGAAGAUCCCGCUGCUCCUGUCGACGCUGUAGCCACUGUCCCGCCUCGCCUCGUCGAUAUCGACCGAGAGAUGCCCGGAUGCAGUCAUUUUGGAAACACUCUCAGCAACGGCUCGUUUUCUAAAGUCAUUGGACCGGGUGUUCGAGUCGGAUGGGCGGAGAGCACGCCAGCCUUUGCUAAGGAGCUGGGAGAGGUCGGUUCUUCAAGCUCAGGCGGUGCUCCUUCACACCUCACCUCUACCUUCGUCGACAAGAUGCUCCGAAACGGUCAGCUCCAAUCCCAUAUCAAAGACACGCUCGUUCCCACGUACCGAGAGAGAUACUACGUGCUCAUGGCAGCCAUCGAAAAGGUUUUGGUUCCUCUCGGGGCUCGCGUGGAAGGGAACACGCCCAAAGACGCGGGUGCAGCGACUGCAGGGGGUUUCUUCACGUAUCUUAGACUACCAGACGACCUUCCCGUUGCCAAGAACGUAGCCGCCAUUGCGCUGAAGGAUCAACAGUUGCGCGUGGCUUUUGGUCACAUGUUCACCGUCACUGGAGACGAGAGCAGCGUGUCUCGGGCGGAGGCAGAAGAUGGGUUUGCCCGAUGUAUCAGACUUUGCUGGGCGUGGCAUGAAGUUGCGGAAAUCAAAGAGGGGAUUGACAGACUAGGUGCUACGAUUGUUGACGUCAGGGAAAGGAUCGAGAAGGGAGAAGACUUGAGUAGCCCUGUAACUAUUGGAAUCAGGUAG
Molecule: messenger RNA, 1428 nt
Organism: Colletotrichum chrysophilum
Lineage: Eukaryota; Fungi; Ascomycota; Sordariomycetes; Glomerellales; Glomerellaceae
Exons: 2
Coding region: 1-1428 (475 amino acids)
Biological process (GO): biosynthetic process
Molecular function (GO): pyridoxal phosphate binding; L-2-aminoadipate:2-oxoglutarate transaminase activity
Source: RefSeq, a predicted model, not a curated record